Messenger RNA from Cataglyphis hispanica, 1481 nucleotides. Its product is annotated as polyisoprenoid diphosphate/phosphate phosphohydrolase PLPP6-like. Gene Ontology annotation, molecular function: sphingosine-1-phosphate phosphatase activity. The coding region runs from base 576 to 1199 and encodes 207 amino acids. The transcript has 4 exons. The record is from RefSeq and is a predicted model, not a curated record. NCBI's taxonomy places the organism in Eukaryota, Metazoa, Arthropoda, Insecta, Hymenoptera, Formicidae.
UUCAUUCAUUCAUUUAGAACUGGUUGUUCCAACUUCUUAGUAGAUUUACUUGUCAAUCACCCAUUAGAUAAAUGUUAGAAUAUAAAUAGAAACCUUUACUCAAUGGUUGGGAUACCAAAUAAAGUUACCUCUUGAUAAUAACAAUUUAACUCAUAGGUAAACUUUACCAAUAAAUGAAACAAAAAUAUUUAUUAAUAUUUAUAUCUAAUUGAUAAGUAAAUCCACCAAGAAGUUGGAAUAAUCAGUCCUUAACGAUGUCAUUGCGCAGAUAAAACGUAUCGAAAAAUAGCUGCAUAAUGAUAUCUAACGACAAAAUUACAAAAUAGGCUCCUUAUUCACUUAACUUCACAUAUGGAUAUGUAUAUGUACGUAAAGGUGUAUAUCUAUAGAUAAAACUUUAGAGAUAGGGGAUAGGGUAUUUGGUAGUCAUCAUUGUAGUUCGUAUUUGACAUUGUUUGACAUAGUUUUGAUAGCCGCAAUAUAGAUAAUGUGAGAUUCAUCGAAAAAAUAUAGUGAUUUUUAAAUAUUUUACUUAUUAACUUUAUUUUUUCAAUCAACUCUAAUUGGAAGACAAUAUGGAGGAUAAACGAAAAAUUUCAUCGACUUUAAGGACGAUUCUAGCCGUUGAUGCUUAUUUAACUAACACUUUUGUUAAUUGGGCACAGCAAUUUUUAAUUUUGAGGCAACUAAAGAUACAUCACACAUUACUAAGAAUAUCAUGUAAUAGUGUAGUAUGGCUGGUAACUAAUCUUGUGAUGAUCUGGGCUCUUAACAAUCCAAAUUUAUAUCAGAUGCAAGUCAAUCUUUUAAUAGGUUUGUCACUAGACAUUGUUUUAGUUGCUGUAUUAAAAGCAGCAACGAGAAGGAGACGGCCUACAACUAACGAUAAUUUCUCUCCAAAUAAGGAUUCUUUUCCAUCUGGACAUGCAGCACGUGUGGCAUUUAUCACAUUUUUUUUUCUCAAUUUAUACCCUGUACCUUUAAUAUGUGUGCCACCAUUAUUAGCGUGGUCCUUUUCUGUAUGCAUAUCCAAACUUCUGACGAGGGAGCAUCACAUAGUCGAUGUUUUGGCAGGGAUAGCUGUUGGUAUCUUCCAAGGUAUGCUAAUAGGAUACAUAUAUUUGGAACGAGAAACUUGCACCAGUUUAGUUUGGUGGAUUACUGACGAAAAAAUAUCGGGAGCUGAGUAUGACGUUUAAUAACGUUAGUUCCUAUGCUAGGAAAUAUUCCUAUACUAGGGAAUAUUUCACAUUGCUUUUUUUUUAUAUUGUUGAAUUUGUGCAAUUGUAUGUGUGACUAAUUAAAUAUUUUAUCAAGAUAAUUUUGUGAUACACGAAUAUAUAUAUAUAUAUUUCAAUAUAUACAUAUUAACAAAGUUUGAUAGAAAUGAAGAUACUAGUUUAGAAAAAUGUUACGUAAAUAUUUUUUGUAAUAUAGAAAAGGUGCUUUAUAGAAGAUAAACGAGUAUUUCUUCAUCCUUA